AUGGGCUCAAUAAACCCGUUGAGAAACAAACGCAAUUGUUUGUACGGAAUAGCGACUAAACAUUCAAUAUUCGAUCGCAUUCCACAUUUUUUCAGAAAAUAUGAAAAAACUAUAACAUGUUCACCUUGCACUUCAAUUUAUAAAAGAAUAUAUAAUGUACAAUACACGUAUUACGCAACACACACCCACAGUGUUUUUGACUCUAAAUCUCUAGUACAUAGAAUAAGCGAUCGCAUUCUGUUUUGUAAUAAAUUAGGAUGUCAGUAUUAUUCCUCUCUUUCUGAACUAGCAAAUUCUGAACCGGGUGCAUCGUCUUCGGAUUCCAUCGACAACUCUUCAAAUAAAAGCUUAGAAUCCUCUAAAAUCGCUAUCCCGUUAUGUUACGAAGACUACUGGUCUGAAAAACAGAUACGAGAACUUGAAAGUAGCAGGCCAGACCUUCUGGUGAGGGGUACAGUGUUCGUUCCAGCGUUUAACACCUCUGAAUCGAGGCUCAUUCCCGCCGAUUCAGAGCACUCGUGUUUAAUCGCUGGUAAAACAGACCCUGAAGAUGGUGUGAAGAGGAGGGAAUCUAAUGAACUUAAGAUAUAUGGCUUUAUUUCAAGGAACAGGGCGUUUCACGGGGACAAAGUUGUUUGUAUAAAGUCGAGACGGCAGAAGGGGAAGGCGCCCCAAGACAACUUGAAGGAGACCCCGGGCGAGUGCAGAGUCAUAAGCAUAAUAAAUCGCAACCCUAAACUUUACAGCUUCGUGGCGACGUUUAAUUUGUCGGACUUUUACGACGAUUCGAUGCUGCACAUUAGAUGCCAGCCCAGGGACACCAGGUGGCCGGCGUUCAAGGUGGACAAGUCAAGCUUGAAGAGUCAUAUAUCUGAAAGCCUGAGCUCGAUGAAGCCGGAUCAGAAGACGCUGUGUAUGUGUAGGUUCCUGCACUGGCAUGAGCACCAGCUGGAGCCGACAGGAGCGAUCACGAGUUUGCUGGGCGACGUUGGAGAGACGAACUCGCAGAUGGAGGCGACCAUGCGGUUCCACAGCCUGGACGCGUCAGAUUUCUCGGAAAGUGUUUUGGAGGACCUAGGUGAGUUGAUCAAAAGGGGCAACGAAACAAGGGACCUGAACAGGGUGGAUAUGAACCACCUCUUUGUCCUGAGCAUUGACCCGCAGGACGCCAAGGACCUGGAUGACGCGCUGUCGGUGGAGAAGCUGCUCGACGACAAGGGAAACGUCUACUACAGAAUAGGCAUACACAUAGCAGACGUGAGCCACUACGUGAAGGAGGACUCUCUGGUGGACCUGGACGCGAGGAGCAGGGCGACAUCGGUGUACCUGGAGCACAAGGUGUACCCGAUGCUGCCGCGGCAGCUGAGCGAAGACCUUUGCUCACUUCUGCCGAACAGGGAGAGGCUAUGCUUCUCAGUGUUUGUGGAGGUAGUUGAGUGCGGAGACGGGGAGAAGAUCGGGAACGACCUCUACAUCAAGGACGUCAAGUUCAAGCUGACUAAAAUAACAAGCAAAAACAGACUCGGGUACGACAACGCCAAGACGAUGCUGUCCAGCUGCCUGAAGAUGAAGAAGGCUGAUUCGAACUUGACGGGGUACACCUUUGAGAGCAUUGAGAGCCUGAUAUCACAACUGGACCUGCAGGAUGAGACUAAGGUGGCACUAGUGAGGCUCUACUACCUAUCGCAGAAACUUCGGUUCUACAGGCUGAAGCAGCUAGGAGCAGUGCACGUCGAUAUCGACGGAAGCAUCAAGUGCCACAUUCCGAAGAUAGAAAUGGAACUGCCAAAAAUGAGAAAACUCGCCAAUAAUAAAGCAGGAGAUCCCAAAAGGCACGGCUCUGUUGACGACGAUGCAGCAGGUGAGGUUGCCAAAAGACCAAGAGAGGAACCGGAUCAACAAAGUGACCAGGACCCGGUGUAUGAAAUGUACUUGAACAAGAAGAGGAGGCUGGAUAAAAACUUCCUGCUGAGGAUAGAGAAAAUACCCAAGGAGAGCCACGAACUGAUAGAGGAAAUGAUGCUCCUGGCCAACACGCAGGUGGCCAAGUUCCUCUCCGAGAAGAUAGACCUGUACCUACUGAGGGUGCACGAGGACACGAGCAAGGAUGUGAGGUCGUUCAUAGAAGAGGUGCUCCCGUCGAACCUGAAGAACCUAAUCAACUCGAGCUCCCUCAACGUCACGCAGGUGCUGAGUAAGUGCGAAGAGUACAUGGACCCAGCAGCGUUCCAGUCACUCAGUUUUUCAGUGCUGCAGAAGUUCAAGGAAGCCUUUUACUCGCCAAUAAACAAGAACAACUCGUCACCGAAGGAUGGCAGCAGCGCCAAUGGCAACCGUAAAAUUAAUAACAACGUGACAGGAACUUUCGCCAAUGGUGUUGACGGUGUUUCAAAACAGGGCAGUGGCACUAAUCACGUUGACGGACAUGCUCCAGAUUCAGUAAAAGGCGUCUAUGAGAAAGGCUUCGGCCACCAGUUAAGGCGUGGUGACGACGCCAAUGAUGAUGGCCGUGACGUGGACUAUUCGCAAGAUGACGCAUCCAAUAGCCUGUAUCAAAAUGAGCACAUUGACGACUACGUCGAAAACCUUAAAAAGGAGUACAGCUCCGAUCAGUAUAAAGGUCACUGGGGGCUGGCGUUGCCAGUCUACUUGCACUUUACGUCGCCGAUAAGGAGGUACCCGGACCUGUACACGCACAGGAUGCUGAAGAAUAUUCUCCACAAGGAGGGAAAGACGACGUCGGUCGAGCUCCUGUCGAAGAUUUGCGAACGGUGCAACGUUCAGAAGAGAAGGGCGUUCGACGCGCAAAAGGAGUACAAGAACUUCGCGUUCAACCGGUACUUGCAGUUCAUAUCGUUCAUUGCCACGAAGAUUGAUCCGACGUACCUGAAAACAGUUUCUAUCGCAAGGGCAUAUCCCAGUAACGGCGGUGGCAUUAGCAGCAAUGCUGUUAGUGACUCAGUUGUCGCCAGUGAUCUCGGCGACAGGAGGGAGGUUUGGGGGUACCUUUACGGUGAUGCGUGCAUCUCCAGCAUAGUUUCGACGCCAGUGGCCACCGUGAACUCGAAUAUGGGAGACGGGGAGGCCCCAAAUAUCGAAAACGGCCAGGCUAUCGGAAAAACCUGCCUGGUGUUCUACAUACCACUCCUCAACGAGCAGAAGAGCAUCAGCUGUGAGUCUCUGGGCCUGGUUCCUAUCAACAUCCACUUCCAAAAAACGAAGAGGCAGAAGCAGAGGGUGAAGAACUCGAUGCUCGACUCGUACUACAAGAGCAAGCACGGGGGCCUGUCGUACUCGAAGGACAUGGAGAGGGCCAGGGACGACCAGGAGGGGAAGAUACAGGGCCUGAGCGCCAUGAUGAAGGACAAGAGGAUGGAGUUCUACAUUUACCAGAAGGUCCGCGUACUGCUGGUGCCGGGCCUUAAGAUGUGGACGGUGCGGUUCCCGGAAAUCACCUAA
Messenger RNA from Theileria orientalis strain Shintoku, 3459 nucleotides. RefSeq lists its product as uncharacterized. The transcript has a single exon. The coding region runs from base 1 to 3459 and encodes 1152 amino acids. Gene Ontology annotation, molecular function: RNA binding; RNA nuclease activity. NCBI's taxonomy places the organism in Eukaryota, Apicomplexa, Aconoidasida, Piroplasmida, Theileriidae. The record is from RefSeq and is a predicted model, not a curated record.